UCCAGUGACGGUGUAAUAAGUAUUGGAUUUGAAGUUUGCGCAAGUGCGACUUAAAUAUUUAAGCGCUAUUAUGUAAGUACGGUGGUCGAGACGGUCGUGUGUUUGUUGUGUUGUACGUUAAGAAAGCCUGCAGUCUGAAAUGCUCUGUGAGGCAGGGCUUUCCCCUUUAAAUGCUUCUAUUUGCUAUUAGCAUCGAGCCGCUCCUCCGUUUUAUUGACACGCAUCAAGUUUUGAGGGGGCACAGGCUACCAACCACACGGCAAUUUGAAAUUAGAUAUCUAUCAUAUGCCGAUGAUAUCACACUGAUUCUUUCCACCCUCGAAAGUAUUGAUCAUAUCACCGAAAUCCUCCAAGAAUUUUCGGAGGCAUCCGGUACAAAGAUUAACCAAAAUAAAUCUAAGGGACUUUGGAUUGGUGCUUGGAAUAACCUCCACAGUAAUUAUGGAAAUUUCAGUUGGGCUAAAGAAAACCUCAAAAUCCUCGGAGUACAAGUUGGAAAAAACAUAAAAUAUCAGUGGGACACGAAAAUCGAAAAAGUUCGAAAAGCAUCCUACAAGUGGAGCAACCAAAACCUAUCAAUACUGGGUAAAGCAAAAAUUGCGAAUCUCAUGCUGCUAAGCCCAAUGUGGUAUUUGCUCUAUACGCAACCACUCCCAAAAAAAGUCACUCAACGAGGUAACAGAAUAACAGCAACAUAUAUUAGGUCAUCAAAAUAUGAACCAAUAAGAAGAAACACGCUAUACAACAGUGUUGAGAACAGAGGGAUUGGACUUAAGGAUAUAUCUUUAAAAGCAUUUGUAUACCGUAUAAACAUAAUAAAAAAUAUCCACAGUCAUCCUGCAUGGGCAUGUUUAGCAAAAGCCAAUCCACAGAGCAACAUCCCUAACAUAGUAGUGUCGUCAGCGAAAAUUACAGACCGGUCGAAGCCGCCAGCAAUCCUACAGGAAGUAAUACGGUGCUACAAAGUAUUAAAAGAACACUUAUCUGAUGAAGAAAUAUUGUCAUCAAAACCUGACGAAUUGUACAACAAGCUUGUUGAUAUCUACGUACUGUACCUGACGAAUUAUACAUCAAGCUUGUUGAUAUCGAUUGAAACACUGUAUAUGAUACUUUACUGUAAAUACAGAUAUAUUUUAUAUUAA
Molecule: messenger RNA, 1142 nt
Organism: Centruroides sculpturatus (bark scorpion)
Lineage: Eukaryota; Metazoa; Arthropoda; Arachnida; Scorpiones; Buthidae
Exons: 1
Coding region: 171-1142 (323 amino acids)
Source: RefSeq, a predicted model, not a curated record